AUGUACCGGGUAUUACCCGGAUUCCACCAAAUCCAGCAACCAAACGGAUCUUAUUUUACUGUUCCUGAUCGAUAUAUCAAUUUAUUUCCGUUCAAAGUGAAUAAACCAUUCGUGGUACAAGCCUUUGAUCGAAUUAUGGAAAGAUAUGUGGUCAUCAAGAAAGUCGUUCUUCCGGAUAGUUUUCUUGACAGACAACCAUGGAAAAGAGCUCAGCGUGAGCUAUUCUGCAUGCUCUAUAUACAAGAUGAGAACGUUGUGAACAUGUACAGUGCCUUUACACCAGCAGCAACAAGAGAAGAAAUGACAGAAUUUUACAUUGUUCGUGAGCAUAUGCAAGGCACCAUGCAGAAUCUUUCGCCUCCGACAUUCGGAGAACACAGAACUGUCAAAUCAAUUUUCUUUGAUAUCUGUCGUGGGGUACAGUAUCUUCAUGCAAUGAAUAUCAGUCAUAGAGAUCUAAAACCGGAGAACAUUCUGAUGACAAGAGAUGGUGAUGUGAAAUUGUGUGAUUUUGGACAUUCAAAUAUGGAAGAUCCUAACGCAAACACUCCGUACAUCGUUCAAAGAUACUAUCGAGCUCCUGAAAUAAUUUGCGAGACUAUGGAUAACAAUAGAACUAGUGUGGACAUAUGGUCAUUGGGAUGUAUUUUGGCAGAACUUCUAACAGGAAGAGUAUUGCUUCCUGGAAGAGAUCAUGUCGAUCAGUUUAUACUAACGGUCCGUUUUCUCGGAAAUGCAGACCAACUUUUUUAUAGCGUGAUGAAUGAAAGAGCUCGGAAUUUCCUUAAUACAUAUCGCGAAUUUUUGGAGAAUUGUCAACCACCCACUGAUAUUCAUAGUCAUUUCCCUGAUGAAGUUUUUCAAGGUGGACUAAGUGGACAACCAGAAGAAUGUCGAAUGGCUCGAGAUCUUUUAUUCAAAAUGUUAGUAAUAAAUCCGGAUGAUCGGAUUGAUAUUCUCAUGGUUUUGUCACAUCCGUAUCUGGCUGAAAUUUGGGAUCGGAAUAUGAACCCUGAUGACAUCCCACAACCACAACCACCAGAGGCUCUACGAAACUUUUUCAGAUUCCAAAAUUUUUUUGCUCCAGAAACACUACGAGAUGAAAUUUUCAACGAUCUUCGCGAAUUCGGAGAGCGAUGUAAUAUUUUCACUGAAUCUAAAAACUGA
Molecule: messenger RNA, 1167 nt
Organism: Caenorhabditis briggsae
Lineage: Eukaryota; Metazoa; Nematoda; Chromadorea; Rhabditida; Rhabditidae
Exons: 7
Coding region: 1-1167 (388 amino acids)
Biological process (GO): intracellular signal transduction; protein phosphorylation
Cellular component (GO): cytoplasm; nucleus
Molecular function (GO): MAP kinase activity; ATP binding
Source: RefSeq, a predicted model, not a curated record